Messenger RNA from Heterotrigona itama, 1120 nucleotides. NCBI's taxonomy places the organism in Eukaryota, Metazoa, Arthropoda, Insecta, Hymenoptera, Apidae. The record is from the annotation of a GenBank genome assembly.
AUGCCCAUAAACAACGUACGUGAACUGUGCACAAUGUUUGUCAGUUUGAAUUAGACAGAUACAUUUUUUAACUGAAUAAUUGUAUUUCAGUGGAUCGGCGAAACCGGAUUAAGAGCGGCAGCUGAAGGCCGAGUGGUGACGGCUAAACUCGUUUGCAGAGACGCCUCGCCAAAGUCAAAGCUUUCUGGUGUCUUCACCCCGUGCGUGGCAUUCAGGGUGGCCGGUUCACCAUCUAAAAGUAGUCGGUAUUCGUGGCUGGAAAAUUUGUCGUAUUUUACGUUCGAGAAGUGAUGUUCUCUUCGACGACACAACUUUCCCAAGGCCUUUCCGCCACAGAAUACACGGCUAUUGGUCUCUCGUCCGUGAUCCUUGCUUUGAUCUACGUCGCCAGCGUGUCCUUGUACCUGCAUAGCAAAAAGGCUAGAAGGAAAAUCGUCGAGGAGCCGGAAAUAAGUCUGACUCCUCCUGGUCGAGAAGUUAGUGGAUUGGUGAAGAACAACCCUUUGCUCGCUGCUUCGAGACAUUUUGAAAGCGAUACAAAUAGCGGUUUAACGGAGAGCGAUCUUGGCGAUGAUCUUCCAGCGAGCGAUGGUGAACAAGGAUUCGAAAAUGUUCGUAGAGCUUUUCUUUUAAACUGUUGUGUGUUUGAAGGUAUCAGCAUUAUUUCUGAAAACAUGAAGGAAACUUUGUUUGUUGAGACUGUUUUUUUUGUAGGUUUCGGAGGUUUCAAAAUCAUUUCCAAUUUUUUUAAAUGGAAUCAUACACUUUUCCACCCAUUAAUCGAUGCAGCUCGACAUUAAUUCUCUAUAAAGGAAAAAAAAGUAUUUAGUUCAUUAAUUUAGUUACUUUAAUUAGUUACUUUAGUUGCUUUAAUUUAGUUCAUUAAUUUAGUCACUUUAACUUUAAUUCCAGAAAUUUCAAAUAAAUUCCACCGCUCCUAUCUUUCACAAAUUUUGAUUGAAGUUAAAAUAUCUCCUUGAUAUCUCCUUUAAUAAAAAUCAACAGUUUCUCAAUAUGUGAGUUAAUACUAUUUUUUAUAGAGAAUCUCAAGCUUCGUCGGAAAAGUAUAUCGUUCCAUUUACAAAAAGAAUUAUUAUGGCAGCCUUUAUAUACUAAAUAA